AUGGCACUGAUCAUGCCCAGUAGUGGGGUCUCAUCUGCCACUUCAUCUGCCACGAAGAAGUCUGAAGACAGCAAGACUAAACUGAAAAUCAAAAAGAAAAAUAAGGACUUCAAUAACAGUUUGAAUGUGGCAUGCCUGAAGCGGUUGCUCCCGAUUGGCCUGAAUCUGUUUGGCGGAAGGGAGCAAGAGCUUGUACAAGAAGCCAAGCAGAAGUACAUGGAGGAGUCGGAUAUUGACAUCGAGGAAUAUUUGAAGAUCGCUCUCACAGCAGAUGAAAAGCCGCAGAGUGAUGAGAAACAAAGAUGGCAGCAGGUGUUGUACAAGAAGAUCGGCCAAUCAAAACAUGACAAUGCCCCGGAACUGACUCUAGACCAAGUUGUUGAGAGGGUGCUUUCUAUGGCCAAGACUCUCUAUGGACUACAUUGUGUGGAGCACCCGCCACAUUCCCAGAAGGCCAUGUGGAAGAAGCUGGUGUCUACACAGAGGAAGAAGGCCGUCAUGGCCUGCUUCAGAAUGGUACCGCUGCAUAACCUACCACGCCACAAAGGUAUCAACAUGCUCAUCUCCUGCUACUAUGACAUGUGGCUCGUAAAGGAGGAGACCCACCCCGAAAUCCUCAUCUUAGAUACCACAGAACAAAGUGAAGGAGAUGAGGAUGAGAUGGAAAAGAAGGAUGACGAGAGUGAGAAACCGGACUCUCUGAAACAACUGAUGACAGCAUUCAGUCGUGGUGCCUCAUCAGAAGAAGACUUUCUCUUCAUGGCCUAUGCUGAUAUCAUGAGCAAGAGUUGCAGUGGAGAAGAUGAAGAUGAUGAUGAUGACGAAGGUGAUGGUGAAGAUGCUAGUGCAUCAAUACAGGAACAAGAAAUGGAGAAGCAGAAGCUGUUGUUUGAGCAGUCUAGACUGGCAGACAGAGGAGCAGCUGAGAUGGUGUUACUGUAUAUAAGCACUAGCAAGGGUCAGUUUACACCAAUGGUGAUCAAGACCAUUGACCUUGGGAUCUCCCUUCUACGUGGUGGAAAUGUGGAUGUACAAAAGAAAAUGUUGACGUACAUGAGAGAGAAAAAGGAAGUUGGUUUCUUCACAUCUGUUGCAGGACUGAUCCAAGGCUGCAGUGUCUUGGACUUGGAUGCAUUUGAGCGUUGUAACAAGGCCGAGGGGUUGGGUGUGACCAGCGAAGGCUCAGCUGGUGUGAAGAACCUCCACGAUGCAGAACUCACGUGUAAACUGUUUAGGUUCCUUCAGCUGCUCUGUGAGGGUCACAACCUCGAGUUCCAGAACUACUUACGUACCCAGGCUGGCAAUACAACCACAGUUAACAUUAUCAUCUGUACAGUUGACUACCUUCUCAGGCUACAGGAGUCAAUAAUGGACUUUUACUGGCACUACUCUGGCAAGGACACCAUAGAUCAAGCAGGGAAGGAGAACUUCAUCCGUGCGAUCAUGGUGGCUAAACAAGUCUUUACCACACUUACAGAAGACAUUCAGGGUCCUUGUUCAGGAAAUCAGCAAGCUCUGGCUCACAGUAGGCUCUGGGAUGCUGUUGGAGGAUUCCUGUUCAUCUUUGCACACAUGCAGGACAAGCUAUCUAGGGACCCUGAUCAGCUAGACCUGUUGCGAGAAUUCAUGAAACUUCAGAAAGAGAUGAUGAUCAUGUUGCUCUCCAUGCUUGAAGGAAAUGUCAUGAAUGGUACCAUUGGAAAGCAGCUGGUAGAUACUCUGGUGGAAUCAUCUGCCAACGUUGAGAUGAUUCUGAAGUUCUUUGACAUCUUCUUGAAGAUGAAAGACAUGACAACGUCAGAGGCAUUCCUGGAGUUCGAUGAAAAUAAGGAUGGCACAGUUUCACAUAAAGAAUUUAAAACUGCGCUAGAAGCACAGAAAAAUAUGUACACUGAUGAGGAGAUUGAAUACAUCAUGAUGUGUGUUGAUGCCAAUCAGGAUGGCAGAGUGGACUUUGAGGAGUUUACAGACAGGUUCCAUAACCCUGCUAAAGACAUUGGCUUCAACAUUGCUGUGCUCCUGACCAACCUGUCUGAGCACAUGCCCAAUGACCCAAGACUUGAAAGAUUCUUAGAGAAAGCUAGAUGUGUUCUAGACUACUUUGAGCCAUACUUGGGUCGUAUAGAGAUCAUGGGCAGUGCCAACAGGAUAGAGAGAGUCUACUUUGAGAUAAAACAGUCCCACAUAGACCAGUGGGAGAAACCACAAAUCAAGGACUCCAAGAGAUCUUUCCUACACAAUGUAGUCAAUGAAGAUGGAGAUAAAGAGAAGUUGGAAUCAUUUGUCAACUUCUGUGAGGACACCAUAUUUGAAAUGCAGCAUGCUAACAGCAUUAGUGCCGAGGAACAGUCUAUAAGGAUGAUGCAGGCCACCCAAGCUGCCGCAGCAAGUGGCUCAUCCAGUUCACCAACAGACAUCAUCUUUUCCAUAUUUGGCUUUGUAAAGGAUGGCAUCGGCUCCUUGUUAUCUUACCUCUCUUGGACCAAUCUUAAGGAGACUUACACAACCUUAAGGGGCAUGACAUUCUUGGAACUCUUUGUCGGCUUUUUCAAGCUGAACUUCAGAGUUGCCUUUGCAAUUCUUUGCCUGAUCUUCCAUAUCAUUUGGACAUUUGGCCAGUUCGUUCUUAACAUGAUGAUGGGCGACAAGAGUGUAGAUGAAAUGAAGCGUCCGCCAUUGACGCAUCCGGCCCUAAUGCCGGGGGAGAAUCGCCUGGCACUGGAGGGCCUCAGUGAGGGUGAACUGAAAUCACUGGAAGACCAUGAUGUCUCUGCCAGUGGUAAGGAGAUCAAUGCUUUUGGACUACAGAUAAAGAAAGAGGAGAUUGACGGGCAGACUGAGUACACUGUGAUUGGACCAGCCAGGGACCUUGUAUCUGGUGGACACAGUAGUAUGGAUUACUCUGAUGGUGGUGUAAUUCAUCCUCAUGGUAGCAAAGAGCAGACAGCAGCAACCCUCGGUGUCUCAGCUCCUGAUAUUUCUGCUGACCCAUCAAGUCAACCAAUGACCGAGGUGAAUGGUAAAGCUGCUCUGAAUGGUUCAGCUCCCAGUGAGGAGGCCCCAACAGAGGAAGAACCAGCCGAAGAGGUUCCUGAAGGGAAACCAUUUGACUAUGGAAAAUUCAUACUGAGUAUCUUUGCCAGGAAUUUCUACAACUUCAAGUUGCUGGCCCUCAGUUUGGCCUUUGUCAUCAACUUCAUCCUGCUCUUCUUCAAAGUGACCAAGCUUGAGAUGGAGGGAGGCGAAGGUGCCGAAGGUGCUGAAGCUGAUGGGGAGGCUGAUCCUGAUGAGUUCAUUGAAAUGUCUGAUACAACCGCAUACUUUGUGCCUAUAUUGCGAAUGCUGGCAAUUCUCCAUUCUUUGACGGGAUUCUCCAUGUUGGUGGCCUACUAUUGUCUCAAGGUACCUUUAGUCAUCUUCAAGCGUGAGAAAGAAAUCUCUAGAAAUCUGGAGUUUGAUGGCAUGUGGAUCGUAGAACAACCCAGCGACGAUGACAUCAGAGGACAUUGGGAUAAACUCGUACUUAGCACUAAGUCAUUCCCUGACAGCUACUGGGACAAGUUUGUCAAAAAGAAGGUGCGCAACAAGUAUGCAGAGCAGUACGACUAUGAUGAAAUCAGUAACCUGCUAGGAAUGGAGAAGGGAGAUUCCAUGAAGUUUGACGAGAAGAAAGUAGAAGAACCAACCAAGAAUGUCUUCCUUCCAGCCUGGUUCACGGAAAUAGAUUUCCAAUACCAAAUAUGGAAAUGGGGAGUCAUUCUGACUGACAACUCGUUCAUAUACAUCUGUUUCUAUUACUUCCUGUUCUCGUUGCUGGGCAACAUCAACUAUUUUUUCUUCGCUGCACAUUUACUCGAUGUGGCUAUAAGCGUGAAAACUCUGCAGACCAUCUUGCAGUCUGUAACUCACAAUGGGAAGCAGCUGAUCUUGACUGUCAUGUUGACAAGUGUCGUUGUGUAUGUCUACACCGUUGUUGCUUUCAACUUCUUCCGAAAGUUUUACAUCAAAGAGGGAGAAGAAGGUGGAGAACCAGAUUACAAAUGUCAUGACAUGCUCACAUGUUUUGUGUUCCACCUGUAUGCUGGUGUAAGAGCAGGAGGAGGUAUUGGUGAUGAGCUUGAGGCACCAGAUGGGGACCCUAUGGAGGUCUAUCGUAUCCUCUUUGACAUCACUUUCUUCUUCUUUGUCAUCAUUAUCCUUCUUGCCAUCAUUCAGGGUCUAAUCAUUGAUGCAUUUGGUGAACUGAGAGAUCAACUGCAACAAGUCACUGAAGACAUGGAGUCCAAAUGCUUCAUAUGUGGUAUAGGGAAGGAGUACUUUGAAAAAGUUCCGCAUGGGUUUGAAGUUCAUGUUACGAAUGAACACAACUUUGCAAAUUACAUGUUUUUCUUGAUGCAUUUGAUCAAUAAGCCUGACACAGAGUAUACAGGACAGGAAACAUAUGUUUGGGAGUUAUACCAACAAAGAGACUGGAAUUUUUUCCCAAUUGGUGACUGUUUCCGUAAGCAAUACGAGAGUGAAUUAGAAGGUAGUUAGUACAAGUACAACUUAAGGCAACUACAAUGUGCAGUAGUAAAAUUCCAUGGAAUUAUUCACCAAUGAGCAACAGUUUUAUCCUGAUCACAGCAAAAUAGGUUGUGAACUAUAUCGAGCAAUAGUAUUAUCAUGAUUCAUGAUGGAAUAAAAUCUGCAAUGCACUAAUGUUUCCAUGGAAAUUUAAUGGAUGUGAAAUGGUUGAAUGGAGCUGUGGGCUUCUUGGAAUGAUAUCCAUGAGUUUAUUAUGGGCUCAAUGUAUAUAUCAUAGGAUGGAUAUCACCAUAUUUGGACACUUAUGCCACAAGAGAUUAUUGUUCAACAGUAUUGUCACUAAGUAAUGCAAUACCUGCCAGUCUAAAAAAUGCAAUAAGUUCAUGAAUAUGAUAUGCAGACAUUUUUAAAUGUAUCUUAUGUUUAGUAUUGUAAUUCAAAUUACUAUAAAUGUGAACAUGUACUUGGAUAUAAAAAAUUGAAAAAAAUUAACUUGAGGAGUUGAGGACCAUUUAAUGGUACUUAAUGUCUGUAUGCAGAUAAUUGGAUGUAUGACAGUGUAGGAUCUCACCUAACUGCUGACUCGAGCAAUUUAGAGUUCUACAUACUAGAAUUGGAGUAAAUGAUAAGUAUCAAACUAGCAAUUCUCUGGCUGGCCAGGUGGUAGAUUGGUGGCCAAUUUAUUAACAAAUUGUAAAAAUGUAUAUAAUUUAUUCUGUCAUUGAUUUAACUGGAUCUUAGAUCCCUAAUUUUAAACAUAGUGUAAUAGUAUUGGUAGUUCUGCUUUGUAGUCGAUUCACAAAAUACUGCUGAUGUACAUCUAUAUUUCAUGUUGAUUAGAUCUGAUAUCCAGACAAGAAUCUCCGAUUUGGAAAAUUUUGCGGUACAUUCGGAUUUUGCUGUACUCAAAAUUUUCUAGUCAAUGUUAUAUAUCAAUGUAUCACAUUAUUUUACCAUUGAGCAAUCUCCUUUUUUACCAUUGAGCAAUCUCCUCUUUACCAUUUAAUUAACCAGCCCUUUGUUUACCAUUGAGUUUAUAUCCUUUGUUUACAUCCUUUGUUUACAUGCACAUUUUAAUGCUAUUCCUAUUUUUGUUAAUGCUGGAGCUAAUAAUAUUCCAAUAGAUUGGAUCGUUUAAUUAAGGAAUAACUUUUGAUAUAUAGAUGGGUUUCUUGUAUGAUUGUAGGGUGUUAGUAUUUUUAUGAAUAACAAAAUGUUUUCAUAAUUUGUACAUGUAAGUAUAUUGAAUUAAUUCAUAGAAUUGUAGUAAUUUAAGUACUUUACUUGGAUACCAUAGUAACCCUGGUCACUAUAGUAACCAUUUUAGCUGCUAUGGUAACCAUUUUUAGAAAAUUACCAUGACAGUAGGAGACUGACUGGUGCUAACAUAUUUCUAUAGAUACUUGUAUAUAAUUGUUGCCCCUCCAUAUAUCUGGUGGAAUAAAAUGUUAAAUGUUUAUCUUUUACAAUAUUGAUAGAGCUUGAUUUAAAGAUUUAUGUAUUGUGUACAUUUACUUCUAAGUAACUUAAAAUGGAUUGUUGUUGCUAUUAAUGUUAUUGAUUUAGAAAAAUUAUAUAACAUAUGUGUUCGGCAGUGCACUACUGUAAAUACUUUUUGAGGCCUAACAUAUAUGCCUAGACUCGUUCUGUUUUCAAUAUAACACAAUUUGUUAUUAUUUCCAUAAGCUAACUUAUGCUAAUUCAUUUUUAUUUGGAUAUUUAUGUUAUUGGGGUAUUUUAUCGCCUAGCUAUACCUUCUCUGUGAUAAAACACAUGUAUACAAAUAUGGAUAAGUAAAGAAGUAUCGCACAUUGUUUUUGAAAGAAAUGAGGUUUUCAUGUUGUGAUCACAAAGUCUUCCAAUUUCUUUUUCUAUAUACAUGUAUGGUUAAACAAAAGUUCAGUGAGUGUAUCAAAUGUUAUAUUUCUACCAUUAUUUAUUAACCAUGUGUGCGAUGUUUUUGUGAUGUGUUGAAAAUAUAUUGGAAAAAUCCAAACCACACUUAAA
Messenger RNA from Owenia fusiformis, 6534 nucleotides. NCBI's taxonomy places the organism in Eukaryota, Metazoa, Annelida, Polychaeta, Sabellida, Oweniidae. The record is from the annotation of a GenBank genome assembly.